This is a messenger RNA of Salvelinus sp. IW2-2015, 9039 nucleotides long. RefSeq names its product rho GTPase-activating protein 35-like. Gene Ontology annotation, molecular function: GTP binding; GTPase activity; GTPase activator activity. NCBI's taxonomy places the organism in Eukaryota, Metazoa, Chordata, Actinopteri, Salmoniformes, Salmonidae. The record is from RefSeq and is a predicted model, not a curated record. Gene Ontology annotation, cellular component: cytosol. Gene Ontology annotation, biological process: regulation of cell size; regulation of axonogenesis; Rho protein signal transduction.
ACAGCUCUCUAUCUAUUCUCUCGGAAUAGGACGGAGGAGGAGAGGCUAUAUUCGGGAGAAGGGCCGGGCCGCCAUUAUUGGGAAGCUGAAAAAAAUACACUUACACACGGUCAUACAUUUGGGCAGUCUGUGAAGCGAUACUCGUAGGAAACACAACAUUUAGGGUUGUAAUUAUCAAUUGAGCACUGCGCAUCAACUAACACCGCAUAUAAUGUGUACGCGUAUGGGCAUAUCUGUAUAUUGGACACAACAAAGGAAAUAACAAUUGGUCAAAACAACGUGGUGAACCAAGAGGAAAACACAACGAAUCAAGUCUUUUCAACGCCCCUCUUUCCUAACGCGAACAUCCAGGGACAAGAAAUUGAAGUUCUACUACAUUUUCCGAGAUAAUUUAGGUGUUUUGUGUCCAAAGGCAAGAAGAGGAACUCCACAUGCAGAUGGUACCGAAAAGUUAAUAGGCUACUUGUGAAAAUGGAGUCUUGAUUUCAGGGUAAAAAAUAUACCAAGUGUUCAAAAGGGGAAUAUAGAUAUUUAUGUGACUGUUCGAGGAGUAGAAUUUCCUCUUUGUUAAAUUCUCGAGGCGUUGGGAGUGCUGUUUUUGCGAGUUGCGAAGGAGAACAUUGGAGAGAAAGGAGUGGACGAGAGAAGAGGGAGGAAUGCUAUGGGUCAGACCCAAGGCCAGUAAGAAUCUUUGCAUGGAAAGACCGCCCGGCAGCCUCCUCCCUAGAGCUUGUGGGCAUGGCAGGAUGAGUGUCUGCGUUCGAUGAUGAUGGCAAAAAAGCAAGAUGUGAAGGCGCCCACCUACAACCUGGUCGUGGUGGGCCUGUCCGGCACAGAGAAAGAGAAGGGGCAGUGUGGUGUGGGCAAGUCCUGCCUGUGCAACCGCUUCGUCCGUCCCAGCGCAGACGACUUUUACCUGGACCACACCUCCGUGCUAAGCACCAGCGACUUCGGGGGACGUGUGGUGAAUAAUGACCACUUCCUGUUCUGGGGGGAAACGGGGCGGGUGCUGGAGGAGGGGCCGGAGUGCAGGAUGCAUGUGGUGGAGCAGACAGAGUUCAUUGAUGACCAAACGUUCCAGCCACACCGUUCCACAGCCCUCCAGCCCUACAUCAAGAGGGCUGCUUCCAACAAGCUGGCCUCUGCAGARAAGYUGAUGUACUUCUGCACRGACCAGCUAGGGCUGGAGCAGGACUUUGAGCAGAAGCAGAUGCCAGAGGGGAAGCUGAUGGUGGAUGGUUUCCUCCUCUGUGUGGACGUCAGCAGGGGCAUGAACCGCAGCUUUGACGACCAGAUGAAGUUCAUCACUAAUCUCUACAACCAGCUAGCCAAGAACAAGAAGCCAGUGGUUCUGGUGCUCACCAAGUGCGAYGAGGGGGUGGARCGCUACAUCAAGGACUCKCACACCUUCGCCYUGGCCAAGAAGAACCUCCAGGUGGUGGAGACRUCAGCACGYUCYAACRUCAAUGUAGACCUGGCCUUCCUYACYCUGGUGCAGCUGAUAGACAAGGGCCGGGGCAAACCCAAGAUCAUCCCCUACUUUGAGGCCCUGAAGCAGCAGAGCCAGCAGAUUGCCUCGGCUAAAGACCGCUAUGAGUGGCUGGUCAGCCGCAUCGUGAAGAACCACAAUGAGACRUGGCCCAACAUMAACCRGCGCAUGCAGACCUCYSCAGAGUACAAGGAGUAUGUCUUCCUGGAGGGCACGGCYAAAGCCAAGAAGCUCUUCCAGCAGCACGUCCACAGGCUCAAACAGGAACACAUUGAGCGAAGGAGAAGGGUCUAUCUCAGCACCCUGCCUCAGGCACUGGKUUCCCUAGUCCCUGMGCUGGAYGAGAUCGACCACCUGAGCUGGUCCGKGGUCCAGAAGGUUCUGGAGACCAAGCRRGACUUCUCCCAUUGGUUYGUUGUGUUGGACGACACCCCSUGGGAGACCACGCCACACAUAGACAACAUGGAGGACGAGAGGAUUCCCCAGGAUCUCCUGGAGACUCCUGUGGCCGAGACGAUUUACGAGAGCCACCUGGAGCACCUGARAAAYGAGCGCAAAMRGGCGGAGAUGARGUGGGAGUUYAAGGARAAGCUCAGUGCCUCUCCCUUYAUCACAGCAGGCAAGCCCUGGGAGGAGGCACGCAGCUUCAUCAUGAAUGAAGACUUCUAUCAGUGGCUCGAGGAACCAGAGUACCUAGACAUCUACAACAGGCACCAGAAGGAGAUCAUCGACCGAGCCAAGGAGGACUUCCAGGAGCUGCUGCUGGAGUACUCAGAGCUCUUCUAUGAGCUGGAGGUAGACGCCAAGCCCAGUAAGGAGAAGAUGGGGGCCAUCCAGGAGGUGUUAGGGGAGGAGCAGAGGUUCAAGGCACUGCAGAAGUUGCAGGCAGAGAGGGACGCUUUGGUUCUCAAGCAUAUCCACUUUGUCUACCACCCCACCAAGGAGACCUGCCCAAAUAGCCCACACUGUGUGGACUGUAAGAUYGAACAGGUUCUAGCCUCCAAGUUCCCCACUCGAUACUCCUUCUUCGAGAGCCAUAAACCCGGCGACGGGAACGCAGAUCGGAUWAACCUGGUYAUUCUGGGUAAAGAYGGCCURGGUAGAGAACUGGCYAAUGAGAUCAGGGCUUUGUGCACYAAUGAYGACCGGUACGUGCUGGAUGGGAAAAUGUAUGAGUUGUCCCUCCGGCCCAUAGAGGGUAACGUGCGUCUGCCGGUCAAUUCCUUCCACACGCCUACCUUCACCCCCCAUGGCGUACUGUGUCUCUACAACUCUAAGGAGUCACUAUCCUACAUUGUGGAGAGCAUUGAGAAGCUCAGAGAGUCCACGCUAGGCCGAAGGGAAAACAGUCUAUUUCAGCUACCUAUGAACCUGCUCCUAGUCACCAAACGGGGAGUAGGGUCCGUCAGGGACAUUGGGGGGGAAACGGCCCACACGCUUAUCCUCCAGGGGCAGCAGGUGGCUGGGAAGCUACAGUGUGGUUACCUAGACCCCGCCUCCCCUGGGGUGGGCUAUGGACGCAAUGUGAACGAAAAGCAGAUCAACCAGGUGUUAAAAGGUCUGUUAGAAUGCCGUAGGCCCCCUGGGAGCAUAGGCAGCAGCUCCCCUCCUUUACCCCCUUCCUUCAGAGACUCUCACUCCCAGCCCAUCCCCGAGACAGACCUGCGGAUAGUCAUGUGCCUGAUGUGUGGGGACGAUUAUGACGUGGAGCAGCUCCUYUCGCCUCUCCUGCUGCCCCAGCACUGUCGGCCGGCCUCCAGCCUGAGCAGUGGMACGUCCGUGCUCCUAGAGCUCACRGUGGGGGCYCAGAGGCACACCAUCGACCUYUCCCUGCUCUCCUUCCACUCCUCAUUUGCCCUACGGAAGAGCCGGCUGGUGCACGGCUACAUUGCYGUGUAUUCKGCCAGGCGCAAGGCGUCCAUGGAGACCCUGUGUGCGUUCCUGUGCGARGUGCAGGACAUCAUCCCCGUGCAGYUGCUKGCRGUGGKGGAGAGYCAGGCUGAGCUGUCGGACUCYGARGYGGCCAGGGAGCAGGUGAGCCAGGGGGAGGAGCUGGCCCGGGAGAUCGAGGCCAGGUUUAACACAGURGUGUGUGGGCCYGGAGGGGUGGUGGGAGGMCUGCACAGGAUAGACCUCUUCCAGCCCUUCCUGAAGGAGGUUGUGGAGAAACGCACCAUAGUGGAGGCCACACACAUGUACGAUAAUGUAGCAGAGGCCUGCACCACUGAGAGYAUGAGCCCGGCCCGCUGCAAUUCCCCCAGCCCCAUCAACACCCUGCUAGACUCUGAGGAGGAYGUGGAGCCCUCGCCYCCCUACCCYGAYGKUACCCYCACCUCCCACCUGGGGGGYUUCAAGCUCCCYGACCUGGAGUCCAGCGACGCCUUCUCRGUCAUCUCCGAGAUCAGCACCUUCGAGAGYAAGCUCAACAACAAGGUSCCCCCSCAGGURCGGCCCAAGCCCMCCRUACGGAAAGUCAACCUGGGGCCCUACAUGGACCAGCAAGGGACCAACCGCCGCUCCUUACCCCCUGCUGUCACCUGGGCGCCGGGCAGYGACGGUGGCUACGACCCCUCGGACUACGCCGAGCCCGUGGAUGCCGUGACCAAACAGAGGCCCACAGAGGAGGAGAGCAUCUACUCGGUGCCCCAUGACAGCACUCAGGGCAAGAUCAUCACCAUCCGCAACGCCAACAAGCAUUCUAACGGCGGGGGCAAUGGCUCGGAUAGUGAGGCUGACAGCAGCUCCCUGGAGCGGAGGCGGAAGAUGUCUGCUCUGGGGGUGAAGCCGCGGCUGUACCGCGACCGCUCGAAACGCCUGGGCAAGUUCAGCAGCUUCCGCACUAGCUUCUCCAUCGGCAGUGACGACGAGCUGGGGCCGCCCAAAGCACCAGAGGAGCUGGGCGGGGCGCACAAAGGGGACAACUCCAUUAACGAGGAGGGCGAGGACCCCAAGAGAAGGAACAUCCUCAGAAGCCUGCGCAGAAACACCAAGAAACCGCGGCCCAAGCCCAGGCAUUCCUUAUCCAAAGUAGAAAGCAACUACUUUGGCGUGCCAUUGGCCAGCGUGGUGACACCUGACCGACCCAUCCCGCUCUUCAUCGACAAGUGCAUCCGAUAUAUCGAGGCAACAGGUAUCACUACAGAAGGGAUCUACAGGGUGAGUGGGAACAAGUCAGAGAUGGAGAGCAUGCAGAGGCAGUUUGACCAGGACCAUAACCUGGACCUGGGGAAGGACUUCACUAUCAACACGGUGGCCGGGGCCAUGAAGGCCUUUUUCUCUGAGCUGCCAGAACCCCUGGUGCCCUACAGCCAUCAGAUCGAACUGGUGGAGGCCUUCAAGAUCAACGACAGGGAUCAGCGGGUUCACGCCAUGAAGGACAUCCUGCGCCGCUUCCCCAGGGAGAACUACGAUGUCUUCAAAUACGUCAUCAAUCACUUGAACAAGGUGAGCCAGAAUAACCGUUUGAACCUGAUGACCAGUGAGAAUCUGUCCAUCUGUUUUUGGCCCACUCUGAUGCGGCCCGACUUCACAACAAUGGACGCCCUGACGGCCACGCGGACCUACCAGACAAUCAUCGAGUCCUUCAUCCACCAGUGUGCUUUCUUCUUCUACAAUCAGCCCCUGUCUGACACCCCUGGCGGGCACGCCUCCCCCACCGCCACCCUCUCCUCCCACGGAGGAACCUCGGCCUACUCCUCCUUGGCGUACAACUCUCCCUCCCUCACACCGGCCCCGGCCCCUUACGUUAUGCCCGCCACGCCGCCCGUCAUCCCACACUACGGGCCGCCCCAUACCCAGAGCCAGCAUUCCCCGCCCCACACCCCCCAGUCCCCCAUCCAGGCCCUACUGCCCCCCCUGCACCCCCAUCACCCCCCCACGGAACAACACAUGCUGUGAACCAGUGAUGGAAGGAAAGAGAGAUUUGAGAGUGAGAUGGAAAGAGUUUGCGUUUCAGAGGUAUGAGGGAGCGGUGAGAGAAGGAAUGUAAGUGGACGAGAUUUUGAAGGGGUGGUGAGAAGUAUGGAGGGAACGAGAGGAGAGUGAGUUUGAGAGACAGGGAAAGCGAACGAGAAGAUGAGGGGGUGAGUGAGAUGCAGUACAUAUAGGGAAAAACUGUUGGGAGAGGGGGUUAUCCAACCCCCAUUUGCGUUUUAAAGAUAUAUAUAUACACACACACACACACACACACACACACACUACGCACGGAAGGGGGUGGGAAAGAGAAACUUUUGAGCCACUAGUACAACAUGUGUCUUCCCGUACCACUGUAGUCUCUUGACUCUUCUCCCUCUACCAUUUCUUCUGCCCCCUUCUCCACUGCCUUAGCGAGUACCUCCCUCUUUCCCCAUCCAACAAACACCACGUGUACAUGUCCCUCCCCAACCAUAAGGGACCUCAGAACUGCUGACCGUUGCCAGGCAGGGUAUCUUGUGGGAGGACAUUGAACUAUAUGGACCUCCUAGCUGGACUCUAAAACCACUGCCCAGCGCCCCACCUUUCUCACCCCCACCACUCCUCACCGCGAUGGGGCUGUGGUUUGCCAGGGACUGCCCUGUCCUCCCAGGUUGAUCCUGGGUCCAGGUGGAGGGAGGACCUGACCAGUAGCUUCUCUAUGUUUAUUUGACCACUGUUACAAGGAAAUGGACUAGAGGCAUGCUUCACCUCUCCCCCAUGGACUAGCGUCCACUUCAAUAGACUCAUUCCUAACCCCACCACCCCCUCCGCUUCAGUGUCUGCUACAGCCAGAGAUAACGCCAAGAACAAAAGUCUCAACUAACUGGAUCUGCAGGGAGGCUGGAGCACGGAACUUUGGGUGCUCUCACACCCUCGGCAUCUUGGGAGAUCUCCUCCGUUCAUUUCUGUCUCCUCUGACCCCAUGCCCCCGAGCCUACAAGCAACGCUGAGAGACGUUUUUCUUUUGAUUAAAGAGGAUAUCUUUACUCCCAUUUCUUCCGGAUGUUUAAUGUUGUUCCACCCCUUCCUUUCUCUUUCCCCCUUAUGCUUCCAUUUAGAUUUUCAAACUGUGGAUCAGUUUUGGAGAGUGCUCCGUUGAUGACUGACCGAUCAGCAUGCACUCUCACACAGCAAGUCCCUCCUGUCAGAUGUCCAUGCUUACUUCUCAUUGGCCCUUCUGCUUUCUGUGAAGGGCGGGAAUAACUGGCAGGGAGAAUUAGGAGGGAUAAGGAUAGGGAUCGGGAAGGGGUGGGGUGGGAUUCAGGGAUGCACUUUACGGACUCUGAAAAGCAUUUAGGGCUCUUCGACACGGAAUACAGAGAGGAACAGCCAUAACGAUUCCCUUAAGGAUCCCAGGAGGCAUUGGGAAGUGGUUGCAGGGAAUUCCCUCUUCCUCCUGUUACCCAUGAGGGGUUUGAAAGCCUGGAGAGACAUGGGAGCAUGACCUGUGUGUGUGUCUGUGUGUGUGUGUGUGCGUGUGUGUGCACAUGCUUCUAAUAUGGUAGAGAGCCGGAGAAUCAUUAGUGUAGAGCUCUCUGAAGUUUAUUGAGAUUGAGAGACUGCAGAGCACUUUUGGGAGCCUCUUUAGUGAGAAGUGCGACAAAACACUUUCUCACCACGUCUAAUGCGUUGUGAAGUCAUGUAGCCACCUCUCUGAGAACACACCAUUGCCAUCUGGUGGACAACAUAGUUACUGCAGCUAUGACCUCACCCACCACUGCAUGGGCGGAACACCCCCCCCCCCCCUUUGGGUGUAACAUUAGGUCUUUCUACAUGCGUAAUCCCUCAUUCACCUAUUGAAUGUCAAAUGGACAUUGAGUCCAAUAGGAAUUCAUUGUAUAUAACGUAAAUGGAGAGUCUAUACUAUGAAAGCCAUUUUAACUGCGUUGAGAUUAGCCUGUGGAUGAGGAUCAUAUCUGUUGUGUUGCUAGGGUGCCAGCACUUUGCUACUGAUGUAUAUCCUCUCCAGAGUGUGGUGUUGGAGGAGUGUAUGAUAACAUUUCAUGUCAGCUGUCCGUGUUACAGACAUUCCAGUGACUAGUAUAGUGUCCAGCUGUGCUCUGCUAGUUGGCGGUAUGUGGUGAUGUGUAGUCAUGUGUUUUUGUACUGAGGCUGGCUCAGGAUAGCUGUUCAGAUUCAUUCAGCUGACUAUGACCGGGAAGGACAGGAGAUGAGGAAGCUCGUUCAGAGUAUUGAAACGUAGCCAGUGGUGUUGAUAGUCCCUCAAUGCCAUCCUGUGUUUAUUGGUGUACCACUUCCUGGUUGGCACCACUUGGUACCCCUGCCCUCUUUUGAAACGGCACCGUUCCCUGGUCCAGAGAGGCGCUCCGGAAUGGAGCAGAACAGACCAUCUAUUCAUCUGUGUUGAUGACUGCGGAAUUCCAUGGUUCUGUCUGUGGUUGUCAUAGAAACCUGUUUGAUCGCUAGUGUGUGUGUGUAACGUGCGUGCGAGCACACACAGAGUGAAACCAAGGUCAUGUAAUUUGUUUCAUUUUGACCCUCCGCUUUACACACUCAUGCCUGUCUCCACCUCUCUCCAGUUCCCAUUUGUCUUGACUGACAGGCCUCCCUUCCAGUCACUGGAGUUAUACCCUGACGCCAACCCAAUGACCUGUCAUGCACUACCUAUAUGACGUUUGUUUGUCUGUGUUAAGGACUGAUGUCAUUUGAGCUGUCAACAGUAGCCAGACAUCAGUGUAAACUCAAGACUUAAGAAAGACCAUGUCGCUUAUAGUGGAGAAUGUAUUUAUCCUCACGGUCAUUACCCCACAUAAUGUAAACUGAACCUGACCACAGUUAUCCCCUUAGUUACUUAUAGGUUUACUUUUCACAGAUGGAAAGUGAGUCAGUGAGAGAGAGAGAGGUGAAUGGAAUCAUUAUUUGGGAGAUGGAAGGGGGGAUGGUGCAAACUCUGGUACUUUUGAAUGCCGGCCAGUGGCAUUCCCUGUGUAUAUCAAUGUGUUAAUACUGAACAGACUGUGAGGCAGCCAAAGACUGUGCAACAAAAAAAAAAAGGGUGGGGGAGAGAGGAAGCAAAGCGACAAAUGGAGAGAAGAAAAAAAGCAAUCGUAUUAAAAAUGUGACUUUGGUUCUGCGAUCUUGUGGCUGCGUGGCUUUUCUUUAUUCUUUAUUCUUUGCAACAAUGGUGAGAGAUGGUCUGUUAAGUUAAAGUGAGAAACAAGCAAACUAUAUUCAAAUGGUUGUUUAUUUGUAUGUUAGGGGGUCUAACACUUUGCCCUUUAGUCAACGGUGAUAGAAUUGUUUUUCUUUUAAUAAUAAAAAAAAAACAAUGUUUUUUUUAACAAUUUUGUGAAUGGUGAAGAGACCAGCCCGGUAUAGUGCAUGAUAUUUGCCCAGGCAAGGGAGGGGGCUCGACCAUUCUCAGUAUUUAAGAGAAGAAGAUUAAAAAACAAUGAAAUAAUGGGAAAAAGUUAACCUGUAUAAAAGAUAAAAUGAAGUAAACUGAAAAAAUACGUCAACACAAAAAAAUGCUGUCAUUAUUUGCUAAGAGUAUGGUAAUUUGUCUCAAUAGGAAUGGUGUAUACAGCAAGGCCUUAUGUGACCUGUAUUCUAGUUAAUAAAUCAAUCUUGUAAAA